AUACAGUUUUCAUUUCAGCGGGCAACUCUUCCUUAUCUGCCUCCCCCAGGUGUCCCCACCACAGCACCGAUCCUCUUAUCCAAAGCAAAUUACUUAGUACUAGGAAAUUGCUGCGGUCAGUCUGGAAAGUGAUUGGAGACGAAAGUGAGCAGCAAAGCAAUCCACGUCUGCUAAUCCGAUCCCGUUGAAUGAAUCACCCAAACCCAACCUACAAUCCAAAAAUCCGUGCAUGAAUGAUCCCAAUUCCCCAGCUUCAUUCACAGUUGAGCUAGGAGUAACAAAAAAGGGAGACCCUUUACUUUUAAUUACAAGCUCCCGUAAUAGAAGGAAUGGCAGAUGGUUCCCUGAGGAAAAUUGGAAGGUUUUGUUUGAUUUUUUGCAAGCAGAAGAAGAACCGUACUGAAGGCGGCUGUGUUUGCACUGCCACUAAAAUAGGGAGAAGGGGCAGUGGCGGGGGAAGGGAAAGGGGAUUCUCAACCACCACAGCCACCACUGAGGAAAAGAGGAGCCCGCAGCAGCAGCACAGCCAAGGGAACGACAACAAGAAGUCGUCUAAUAUCAACCUCUUCACUGCAAUCAAUCAAGCCCUCCAGAUUGCCUUAGAUACAGAUCCUCGUGCUUAUGUAUUUGGGGAAGAUGUCAGCUUUGGUGGUGUCUUUCGUUGCACCACCGGUUUAGCUGAUCAAUUUGGCAAAAACAGGGUUUUCAACACCCCUCUCUGUGAACAGGGAAUUGUUGGAUUUGGUAUCGGUCUAGCAGCAAUGGGAAAUCGGGCCAUUGCAGAAAUUCAAUUUGCAGAUUAUAUUUUCCCUGCUUUUGAUCAGAUUGUCAAUGAGGCUGCUAAGUUCAGAUAUCGAAGUGGUAACCAGUUCAACUGUGGAGGCUUGACUAUAAGAGCACCUUAUGGAGCUGUAGGUCAUGGUGGGCAUUACCACUCACAAUCUCCUGAAGCUUUUUUCUGUCACGUCCCUGGUAUAAAGGUGGUAGUUCCACGGAGUCCACAGCAAGCAAAAGGGUUGUUGUUAUCCUGCAUACGAGACCCAAAUCCAGUUGUUUUUUUCGAACCAAAGUGGCUUUACCGUUUAGCUGUGGAAGAGGUUCCAGAAAAUGAUUACAUGUUGCCUCUGUCACAAGCUGAGGUGAUUCGAGAAGGUGCUGAUAUAACACUUGUUGGUUGGGGAGCACAGCUAGCAAUUAUGGAACAGGCCUGCGUUGAUGCUGAAAAGGAUGGCAUUUCUUGUGAACUAAUAGACUUAAAGACGCUGAUACCAUGGGAUAAGGACACUGUAGUAGCCUCUGUUAGGAAGACUGGGAGGCUUCUGAUAAGCCAUGAAGCUCCAAUUACAGGUGGAUUUGGUGCUGAAAUUUCUGCCUCUAUUGUUGAACGCUGCUUCUUGAGGUUGGAAGCACCUGUUACACGAGUAUGUGGCCUGGACACCCCUUUUCCUCUUGUUUUCGAACCCUUCUACCUGCCUACAAAGAAUAAGAUAUUGGAUGCAAUCAAAUCCACUGUAAACUAUUAGAGAAUAUGCAGCUCUGCUUUAUUUAGAAGAGCUGUCAAGUCAGAGCAGUGAACUGCUUGAUUUAAAUACAAUCGGCACCUCACCUGCUGAGAUGGGAAGAGCACGUCUACCCCUUUCAAUGUAGUUGUGCAUUGCAGUCUAUUAUGGCUCACCCAAGAAUGGUUUCUGUUGCUCGCCUCCAAUUCAGAGGGUGCAAGAUAAGACGCAGAAUCACAAGUCUACAUGAACAUGCCUGCUGUUUGUAUCCAUUUGUUGAAAGAGGAAAAUAUGCAUUGAAAAUUUAUAGAACAUAGCAACCAAUUCCUUCCAUUCAUCAUCCCUAA
This is a messenger RNA of Coffea arabica (coffee), 1846 nucleotides long. Its product is annotated as 2-oxoisovalerate dehydrogenase subunit beta 1, mitochondrial. NCBI's taxonomy places the organism in Eukaryota, Viridiplantae, Streptophyta, Magnoliopsida, Gentianales, Rubiaceae. The record is from RefSeq and is a predicted model, not a curated record. Gene Ontology annotation, biological process: response to nutrient; branched-chain amino acid catabolic process. Gene Ontology annotation, cellular component: oxoglutarate dehydrogenase complex.